AUGCUCUCGAUCCGCAUUGAUAGGCAGGUGGUAAACGUUCAGCCGACAAGGGAAGAGUUUGGAUAUGGUUUGAGCAGGUUAAAAGUGAAGCGAGCGCAGCGGACGAGGACAACCAACUUCGUCGAAUGCAAGUCUGUGAUCCCGAAAUUCUCGCUGUGCUCUUCGGAUCAACGAAUGAUUUCGGCACGUUGGGCUUUGCCCACGCUCCUUCGAGAGACGCUUUCCCCGCCCCCCUUCAGUUCUGCGACUGUAUAUGCAUAG
Molecule: messenger RNA, 261 nt
Organism: Coprinopsis cinerea okayama7#130
Lineage: Eukaryota; Fungi; Basidiomycota; Agaricomycetes; Agaricales; Psathyrellaceae
Exons: 2
Coding region: 1-261 (86 amino acids)
Source: RefSeq, a predicted model, not a curated record